GUGUAGUCGUCCUACCAGGAAAAAAUGCAGUAUUUACUUCGUCCUUCAUUACCGCCAACACCCAGGCUCUCUGUAAUCCUUCAUUCAUGCCGACAAUGCCAACCCCAACGUACCUUCACUCUGUCCACACGGUUAGGAAAACAGUCGGAAGCUGUAAAGGCGGAAGCACGAUCUCGUCGGAAGCUUAAAGCCUCUAGGGAAGAAGCGAUGACGAUCCGGGAUGCUGCUGCCAUCCUGAAGGCUGUAGAGGCAACCUCUUCAACAUCAGCUUUUGAAUUGGCCGUCAUUACACACCAUACCAAGGGGUCCGCUCCUCCACGAAGUCGAAUCAUAUUGCCACGAGACCCAAGAUCGAAACCCGAAAUCAUGCUUGUCUUUGCUGAAGGGAAACAAGCUGCAUCAGCAAAGAGGCUCGGCGCUGCUUACGUCGGUGGGGCAGAACUGAUUCCAGACGUUUUGUCAGGCGAGAUCAAUCCAACAAAAGUUCUGAGCACCCCUGCACUUCUCCCAACCAUCAACCCCAAACUCGCCCGUUUCCUCGGUCCCAAAGGACUGAUGCCUUCCACGAAACGCGGGACCGUCACAGACAACAUCGCCUUAGCUGUGAAGGCAUCACGAGGUGCACUCGACUGGAAGGGUGACAAACAAGGAGUGAUACGGAUACCCAUAGCGAGGAUCACCGAUUCAAUUCAGGAUUUAGAGCAAAACAUCAGGUUGUUCAUAAAGGGUGUGAAGGAGGCGACGGCCGAUAAGAACGCUAUUCUUCAGAAUAAGAAGAGUGAGUUGUCGUUGUCCGCCUUUUCUCUCGGGAUGGCAUUGUGAUAGCGAUGUCUAACUUGGUUGGUAUAGCAAUGCCAAGCGUCCUCCAGGUCUUCCUUAGCUCUACCCGUGGGCCUGGAAUUCUCCUCAAUGAUGUGUAAUAAUUUAUUUGUGGAAAGUGAUAAACCAUCUGAUGUCUCAUCGCCCCCCAUCGUGCGAUGUGUCGCCCACGUGUGAUUUGUCGAGUAAGCAGGGAAUUACAAUGACGAAGUUUUGGAUGCUUCAGAAAGACGAAAGGAAAAAACAUAAGUUAGGUUGAAUGUUAAAUGUAAAUUAGCUAGGUAAACG
This is a messenger RNA of Cantharellus anzutake, 1107 nucleotides long. RefSeq names its product ribosomal protein L1-like protein. Bases 25 to 822 code for a protein of 265 amino acids. The record is from RefSeq and is a predicted model, not a curated record. Lineage: Eukaryota; Fungi; Basidiomycota; Agaricomycetes; Cantharellales; Hydnaceae. The transcript is spliced from 4 exons.